Penicillium mononematosum is the source of this 1599-nucleotide messenger RNA. RefSeq lists its product as uncharacterized. Bases 1 to 1599 code for a protein of 532 amino acids. Lineage: Eukaryota; Fungi; Ascomycota; Eurotiomycetes; Eurotiales; Aspergillaceae. The transcript is spliced from 4 exons. Gene Ontology annotation, molecular function: metal ion binding. The record is from RefSeq and is a predicted model, not a curated record.
AUGGCGACUCCUGGUCGGCCUCAAUUUUUCUGUACCCGCCCUGAUGGGACCUUGACCCCACUGGUAGCUGUCGAUGAGCUACCCACUAACGUCACCAUCCGUGGUGUCUCUCGCACCCUCAAUGCUGGAGAGACCCAGGGUAUGACUAGCUGUGGUCUGGCUGCCCAACGUCCUGAACCUUGGUCUGUCGACGGGGUUACCGAGUCCUCUGAGCAUGAGGGUGAUAAGAAGGAAGCUGUUCCGGAUAUGCACAGCCUGCUGGUGCAGAUCCUCACGAACAAAAAUGUUCCUGAUCACAUGCGGGCAUCCGCGAAGGCCAUCCUCUUCCAGGGAGUCGAGGGCUCUAACGGGCUUGCCGGUCAAGGCACUCCUACCAAUGGACUGUCUCCAACAGCGCCAAGCUUUUAUGCCAAGGGUCACCAGGGCAAUAAGCAUGCCCCGAGUUCGAAGAAAGAGUACUGUUCGUACUGGAUUCGUCAUGGCGAAUGCGACUAUUCUCAGCAAGGUUGCCUCUACAAGCAUGAAAUGCCCGAUGAGAAGCACUUGAUCGAGAAACUUGGUCUCCGCGAUAUUCCUCGCUGGUUCCGCGAGAAGUACGGCGUCAAGAGUCUCUUGCACCCGGACCGAAACCGUCCGCAGCUUGCCAUUGCGGAUCAGCCGCCCAUGCGGGCCCUGCCAUCCCCAGCUUCGCCUAUCAACGAGAGCUGCGCCAGCAAAACGCCCACUAUCCAUGCCAACUCGAAGCUGGACAAGUCCCCUCCCCCAAUUCGACAAGACCCCUCCUCGCGGACCGGCGAACCCUACAAUCAGCAUCGAGGUGGACGCAACGGGGCCCCGAAUGGACAUCAUGGCAAUAACUGGAAGGGUACCCACCGCGGUGGUCGUAACCGAAACAUGGGUGCUGUUCGUCAUGGCAUUAGCAGCGAGCGUGACAGCGAGCGGAGCGGCGAGUGGUCCCCUGGCAUGGAAUCCGCCCCAGCCACCUACGAAUAUGGAUCUCAUGGAUUUGGCGGCAACCAAGUCUGCACCCCGACUACCCCGGCCACUGUUCCGGCCUCGGUUCCAAUCACCGUCUCGGCUACCGGUCAUGUUUCCGCUCCCAUGGCUGCGCAUCGAUCUCUUCUGGAUGACGGUAACUCCCACCACCGAAAUUCGUACUGGAAGCUCAAUGAGCUGACCGAGUGUAAUGAAGAUAUGUUUGAAGACGCCUCGAACAAGCCGGUUGAAGCCCAUCACCGUGUCCAGCCACGCCACGUGUAUCAACACAGUUCGAACCCUUCUUCUGAUGGCGGUGUCAUGCUCCCAAAGGAACCCGCUGUAACCUACGAUUCGAACUUCGGUGCAUUCACUCGUGUUGAUAUGCCUUCUCGCAAGGAGUCAGAGUCCAGCGGCUCCCAUGCUACAGUCCAGAUGAAUUAUGGACCUUCCACUCCCCGGAUCGGAGAUCUUCAGAUCACCGACAACGUGCCCCUGAACUCGGCCGACACCCGUGUCACUUGGGGUCCCAUUGGAGGUCCUAUUCUCAAGCGCACAUCGCCACCUGCUGAGAACAUUGCGCACAUGUUUGGACCGUACUCAAACAAUCAACACGGUAACUAA